Messenger RNA from Prorocentrum cordatum, 621 nucleotides. The record is from the annotation of a GenBank genome assembly. NCBI's taxonomy places the organism in Eukaryota, Dinophyceae, Prorocentrales, Prorocentraceae.
AUGAUGACGAUGCGCUUGACCUGUUCAAUCCAGAGGAAAACACUCCCAGCGCCCAGUGCGAGCUUGAUGCAGGUCGCGGCCACGACCACCAGCCAACGCGCGCGCGCCGCGGCCUUGGUCCAGCAUGCGCAGGUGAAGAGCGAGGCGGACCACGCCCGCCUCGGCUUCCUGGUGCUGGCGCUCCGGGGCAAGAAGGUCGGGUUCGAGACUGUGAUCAACAUGAUCGACGAUAUGGUCGUGUUGUUCAAGAAGGAGCAGGCCGAUGACGCGGAGAAGAAAGAGUAUUGUGGCUCGCAGUUUGAUUCCACAGACGACAAGAAGAAGUCGCUGACCCGCGAAGCGUCGGACCUCGCGACCACCCUCGCGAGCACGGAGGAGAGCAUCAGCAGCGCUGCGGAGGACAUCUCAGCGCUGGAGGCCGGCAUCGCGGCCCUCGACAAGAGCGUCGCGGAGGCGACGGCGUUGCGCAAGGGCGAGCAUGAGGAAUACAAGGCGUUGAUGGCUGCAGACGGCGCCGCGAAGGAACUGCUCCUGUUCGCCAAGAACAGACUCAACCAGUUUUACAAUCCCCCUGUACAACCCGCCGGCCAAGGUCGAGCUCUCCGCCCAGGGCGCCAUUGA